Drosophila erecta is the source of this 3871-nucleotide messenger RNA. RefSeq lists its product as uncharacterized. Gene Ontology annotation, cellular component: membrane. The record is from RefSeq and is a predicted model, not a curated record. Lineage: Eukaryota; Metazoa; Arthropoda; Insecta; Diptera; Drosophilidae. Gene Ontology annotation, biological process: neuropeptide signaling pathway. Gene Ontology annotation, molecular function: neuropeptide receptor activity. The transcript has 8 exons. The coding region runs from base 325 to 3363 and encodes 1012 amino acids.
CCUCGGGCUUCAGUUGGUCGCGAGACUGCGAAGCUGUCGGUUUGCCUGCUCAGCGGUGAAGGUGCAUUCCCAAACAUAUAUCCGUUAUACCCGUCUCGAAUCCGUUAGACUUUGAACGAUUACCGUUACCCCGUAGCGUUUGAACUGAACCGAACUAAACCGAAGUGAGGCCGGACCGAGUUCGCGUCGUGUUUGUUUAUUUACUUUUAUUUUUGUUAGCAUUUUUUUUUGAGUGACCACCCCCAAAAUAUAUGAAUCCGUCGGCGACCUGACCCGAAAAGUCAGCACUUCCAACCAACAGUUGCAACCGUAAAUGUGGUGAGGAUGUCGCCAGCUGAGCAACUUCGCUUGGUCGGAGUAUCGGAUGCCUACCAGUUGGCGGCGAGCAGCGGAGGAGGAGGAGGCGGCGGCGGCGGCGGCGGAGGAGGAGUAGGAGCGGGAGCGUAUGGAGGCGAUGGAACCGGAGGAGAUGCAGGCGGUGGUGGCGAGAAAAUGAAGGAUGUGCCCGACAAAUAUGUGACGGCGCUCUCCCACUUCCUCGACUGGCAUUCCAAUGGGACGGUGGACAUGGAGCGUCUCAGUGGUCCCAUUCUAAAGUCCAGCAUCAAAUCGGUUUACUGGCUGUUCCUCAUCCAGUACGCCGCCCUCGCCCUUCUGGGCGUGGUGCUCAACGUGAUCAUCGUGGUGUACAUCAUGUACCACCGGCUCUACAAGGAUGUGACCCAUGCGUUCAUCAUCAACCUGGCCCUCUGCCACUUUGUCCAGUGCGCCCUCGUACUGCCCGUCUCGCUGAUGGUCAUGCUGAUCCAGAACUGGAUAUUUGGCCAGUUUUUGUGCUUCUUUCUGCCCAUGCUGCAGGACAUACCGCUGCACGUGGCCAUGAUCUCCCACAUCCUGAUCGCCUGGGACCGGAUGCGCUGGCUGAACGAUCCGCUGAAGGGCCGCUUGCCGGGAUUCGUCUGCUGCUGCGCCACCUGGCUAACCGGAAUGGUGAUUGCCCUGCCCUAUCCCAUCUACACCAUCUACGUGGAGCUGGGGGACUACAUGCCGCAGCUGUCGGGGAUCGGAUUGUGCGUGGUCAACCUGAUGGACGACAUGCAGGAGUACACGCGCGGUCUGUUCCUGCUCAUGUACUGCGGUCCGGCCAUUCUGCUGUCCUACCUGUACAUCCGCACCUCCCAGGAGCUGCGUCCACCCGACGGACCCUUCGCCGUGAUGAUGUACGAGCACCGCGCGGAUCUGCGGAUGCGCCAGCGGAACUCCUCCACAUCCUCGGUGGAGCCGCGCCAUCUGAGCGGCGGGGGCGUGGCAGGACUGAGCAACGGAGGCGGCAGCUCCGCCCGCUCCUACGAUUUGUACAGCGCCGAACUGGACGUGCAUCGCGAGAAGCGGAAGCAGCGCAACUUCGGGAGCAUGGCCGCCACCCAGGUGGUGUGCAUGUGCCCACUGAUGAUCCUGCGCUUCGCCAGGCUCUCGCUGGAGGAGACCUACGAGAAUGCCAAGCACUUUGACUUCACCUACCUGAUGUUCGUGUGGGUGGCCUUUCUGCCCACGGUCAUCUUUCCGUGCAUCUACGCCUCGCAGAUAUUGCCCAGAGAUGAACAGGAGCGCCUGAGGGGCUAUUUCCGGCUAUCCUCGAAGCGCAAGCAGAAAUCCCAGCGUCGCAGCGAUGCUGGCGGAGAAUCCGGCGUGGGGGGCAGUUCCCGCGAGGAUUCCAUCGAGAAGGACGAGGCCUCCAACACGACCAGUGUUCACCACGCCGCUGAGCCGCACAAGCAUUCGUCGAAGCUGCGACACGAGCGCGAGGGGCGUCUGCCAGGACACGGAUCGUCGGCGGGCGGAGAUCGCUACUCAGGAGCACCAUAUCGCCAGGGCAAGGACAGGGAAAGGGACAGGGAGCGGGAGCGGGGUAGGGAUAGGGAUCGGGAUCGGGACAGAGAGAGGGAGAGGGCGGGCGGUCGCGGGGCGGGCGAUGCCGGUGUGGUCAACAAUCUGGGCCGGGAUGUGCGCGGCAAGAAGCACGACGUCAAGAUCAACAUCAUCUCGGAUGGCGUGGGUCAUGGCGCCACUAGUCACACCCAUGCCGCCCAUGUCGCCCACCGCAAGCAGACGAACAGCAGCAACAACAACAACAACAACAGCAGCAGCAGCAGUCGCAGUCGCACCAAUCCCGGCCAGCGGCACGGCAGCACCAAGCCGACCGCCGACUGUCUGUCCAACGUGACAGCCUCGACAUUCUGCAAUGGCAGCGGCAGCGUGACAGCCGGCGCGACCGGAAACGGAAACGGCCUGGGCAGCGUAGUAAUCCCGGACGACAGCAGCACGAGCAACUAUGGCGACGGCGAGGAGAGCUCCGUGGUCAGCAGCAUGAUGGUGCCGCCGCAACGGUGGCCAGGAUCGGGCGGCGGCAUGCUGCGCCACAAGGACGUGUCGUUCAGCGAGUGCAGCAGCACGUUCUCGUCGAGCACUCUGGAGCGCGACCUGGAGAUAAUGGACCAGCUGGAGCGGGAGCGCAGCAUGGACAUCCAGGAGAUGCUGCAGCGGGAACGGGAGCGGGAAAAGGUGCGCCGCCAGCUGCCGGACAUCGAGAAGCUCUACGCGCAGCGUUCGCCGAAGGGGAAGCGUGGCGAGGCAGCUGGAGCCGGAGCCGGAACCGGAGCGGGAGCGGGAGCGGGAUUAGCGCUGGUCAUGCCCGGCAGCGAUCCGCUGAGCAGUCUCUCGCAAUCCCAGUCACUGUCCACGGAGUACAGCGUGUGCUCCACCCUGGAGACCAGCGGCGCCGGCGGCGUGUUGUCCGUUGGCCACGACGAGGUGCUGCCGCACCACCUGGAGGAGGUGGAGGAGGAGGUGGUGCCGCCGGACUUCUAUGACAGCUAUACGCCCGGCGGCUCCCAGAACCUGCCGCCCAGUGCGGGUGGCGCUGUGCCGGUGGCCACCGCUGCAGUUCCCGCCUAUCAGUACCAGUACAGUCGCAAUCGGCUGAGCCGCAAGAGUUCCGGCUCCAGUUCGGGCCACCAUCAUCACGGUCAUCAUCAUGGCCAGCAUGGCGGCGGGGGCGUUGGAGGCGUGGCCGGAGGACGCGGCUCCAAGCGGGACAGCUUCAAUUCGCUAAACGGCACCGAUCUGAUUGCCGGCGCCUUCUGCGAGCUGGAUCCCACGCAACCGCUGAACAAGAUGGCCGUGAUCGACGGCCGGAUGCGACGCAGCAGUCCGCGCAAUGCCAGCUUCAGUUCCGGAUCCGGCGUCUCCGGACGCAGCUCGAUGAAGUCCUCGUCGCGGGACUACGACUACGGGCACGGCUCCUCCUCGCACUCGGCGCAUCCGGAGCUCGAUUUCAGGGAGAACAUCUUUGCGGAGCUCUAAGCUGGCUCCGCACUGUGGCUGAUUUUUGGGGAGCAGAGGCGGUGGGGAAACGAAAAGCUUUACGGUUACGGUUACGGAUUUCCCAGCAAAGUAGCUGUGCAGCUGGAGGAAUUCUGUGGGGGAAUUUGCAGAAGCUGUUGUUAUUUUUUUUUUUGUGUAGUUUAUGUGGGUGGGUGAACUCACAGAUUUGUUUUUUAGCCAAGGAAGUUGCUCAUGGUAGGGAGACUACGGAGUACUUGUGGGGAACUGCAGGCGCACGGAGAUACAGAUACAUUUACACCUAAAUGCAUAGGAUAAACGAAAUAUAUUGGAAUACUUCGCCCAACAGGUUGUUGACUAAUGUUUGUUGAGUUUUGCGGUCGACGGGAUCAGGAUCACAGAUCACUGGUCCCAGUUCAGAGGUCAGAGAGUCUAGGGAGAAGGAAGAGGGAGGAAAGGGGGGAAAAAGGGAAAACUGUGCCAAGAAAGGGAAAUGGGAAGCACUCCCACAAAACGUACAUAUAUACAA